CGAAAGGCUGCAGCUCAGUCGUCUGGAAAGGCGAAGCGAGCGGCGAGGAAGUCUCGUCUGUCUGCAGAACGCAAGCCCCGGCUCCCUUCCUCCCGAUCGCAUCCCCCUGCGAAAAAUUCAGCAAAAAUGGAGCUGCCGGCGGUGGUGGGGGAGCAUGUCUUUGCGGUGGAAAGCAUCGAAAAGCAGCGAAUCCGGAAGGGCCGAGCGGAGUAUCUCGUCAAAUGGAGGGGAUGGUCCUCCAAAUAUAACACGUGGGAGCCGGAGGAAAAUAUCCUGGAUCCCAGGCUGCUAAUCGCCUUUCAAAACAGGGAGAGGCAAGAGCAACUUAUGGGAUACCGCAAGCGAGGGCCAAAACCAAAGCCGCUGGUAGUUCAGCUGCCAUCUUUUGCACGCCGCUCUAAUAUCCUCACUGGCCUGCAGGACCCCGCCAUGGACAACAGGCCCAAGCUGGAUCUCAGCAACUCAGGCAAAAGUCAGCAGCAUCAGUACGAACUCAACAGCAAGAAGCACCAUCAGUAUCAGCCCAACAGCAAGGGGAGCAGCAUCAAGCACCAGUCGCACAGUAAAGGGAAGUACUACUAUCAGCUGAACAGCAAAAAGCACCACCACUAUCAGCCGGACCCCAAGAUGUAUGAGCCCCACUACCAGCCUCACAGCAAGGAGCCACAGCAAGGACAGGCCUGCUUGGAUCAUAGCAAAAGCCCGUUAAUGUCCCAGUCGGACAAGUGGUCCCAUAGCUCCACAAAGAGUUUGCUGAAUCCCGUCAAGAGUUUGAGUGGGAUUGAAGGAAAGAACGGGGCAGAGAAGAACCUCUCCAGUGGCACAGGGCCGCCGCCACCAUCUCCCCAGGAGGGUGUGACCAGCAACGGCAUUGGUGGCAAAAUGAAGAUCGUGAAGAAUAAAAAUAAGAAUGGACGCAUUGUGAUUGUCAUGAGCAAAUACAUGGAGAACGGCAUGCAGGCGGUAAAGAUUAAGUCUGGGGAGCCACCGAAGAAGCAGGUGGCCGAGGAAAGGACUACUAAGAGAGGAUCUGAGGAGAGGCCAGAGACCUGGAAAAAGCCUGGGGAGGAGAGAUGGUUGGGGAGAGAUGGUCUCAAAGGGAAAUCUGGCACAGAGGCCAGUCAGCUUCCUUCCGAGUUAGGAAGCAGCCCCUCAAAGACUGUGGCCCCCGUCAAAGAGCUGCCUAUUCCUGAGCAGCAGCCCCUGCAGCUCACCACCAAGCCCAACCUGGUACCCUGGUCCCUGGAUUCUAGCCAGCAGGAGCAGGCCUCACCUACCCCGGGACUGAGCCUUUCAGCCAGCUAUGGUGGGCCCCGGAAACGCUGCCUUUCUGAGCCCCACGGAGACAAGGAGAGCGGCAAGAAGCGCCUCACUUCCCGGAGCAUCAGCGCCCCCACCUGCCCAAGCUCCCCGGCCCCAGAGAAGCUCCAGCCCCCUGCCUUCCCCACCUCUCAGCCGGAAGUCAUCCUGUUGGACUCCGACUUAGAUGAGCCCAUAGACUUGCGGUGCGUCAAGGCCCGGGGGGACCGGGAGUCUGGCCUGGUGCAGGUGAAGCCGGAGAUCGUGCCAGUGCCAGCAGAACAGUUGGGGCCAGGGCCUCCGAAGCAGGUGGAGCACUUUGAAGUGGAGGGGGAGGAGGAAGAGGAGGAGCCUGUGCAGGAGUUUAAGCCUUUCUUUGGGAAUAUAAUAAUUACCGAUGUGACAGCGAACUGCCUGACAGUGACCUUUAAGGAAUAUGUGACAGUGUGAGGAGCUCAGGCACGGGCUCCUGGCUCUCCCCCUUGGCAGCCCGACUCCUCCCUUAAGCUAGUGCGCUGUCCAGAGAAACUCUUUGGCACUGCGCAAAGACCAGGUCCUCUUGAGGUCCAGCACGCCGCCUUGUUGCCUGGAAGACGGGAGGGUGGGGGGCCAGGCUUCUGCUUUGCCUUCAGAGCCGAGGGUUUCCCACAAGGCUCUCUUGGCCUGCCAAAGUCUCGGGCCUUGGGAUGUGGUGAGGGGUGCCGGCUCCCCAGUUAAUUCACGGGAGAGGAGUUCUAUAGUAUUAUAUUUUAACAGUGCUAACUUGUUCAGUGGUUCAUGCUCCCGUUUGUAUGUGGUGUUGCUAAAAAUGUAUUGUUUGAACUGAAGGCAGGCCUCCCCAGGUGGGUCAUGCAAUUAUAUUUAUUUGUAGGUAUUUAUAUAAUGAAAUAUAAAAAUCCUAGAUUUAUGGAGUUCCCUAGAUUGCCCUAUAUAUAUAUAUAUAUAUAUAUAAUUAUAUUAAAUACAUAUAUAUUAUAUAUAUAUAAAAAGCUAUAUCAGAAUAUUUUUUUCUUCCCUUUUUAAAAGCCACUUGUUUUUGAUUUCCUUGCUUCUUUUUUUCAUCAAACUGAAGGACCAUCCCUUCCUUGCGUGCAUUUGUGUGUGUGUGUGUAUGUAUGUGUGUGUACACACACACACACACACUGUUAACACAUGUUGCUAUCUCAAUGUGCAACCCCCCCCAAAUAAUCUAAAGCUAAACAAGCUAUUAUAGAAAUUGCUGCUAUUAGAAAUGUCUAAACUAUAAGCUUCCAAUUACUAUGAAUUGCUUGAAUGUAAAUAUUAAAUGGAAAUAUGUGGAAAGUGCAUUUGAUGUUCUGCAGCUGGCCUAGGUCUGGAUUGCAAAGCCUAGCUGUGAAGCAGGAGGGUCUUGGCCCCUGACAGGCACCUUUGUGCCUUCAGAAACCAGAGGGCGGAGGAAGGCAAACUCUGUGUCAUGCGUUCCUUGCAGAGGUCUAUAAACCUUUCCAAAAAUGA
Candoia aspera is the source of this 2775-nucleotide messenger RNA. It is a transcript of the gene CBX4, whose product is annotated as chromobox 4. Bases 127 to 1749 code for a protein of 540 amino acids. Gene Ontology annotation, cellular component: PRC1 complex. NCBI's taxonomy places the organism in Eukaryota, Metazoa, Chordata, Lepidosauria, Squamata, Candoiidae. The record is from RefSeq and is a predicted model, not a curated record. Gene Ontology annotation, biological process: negative regulation of transcription by RNA polymerase II; protein sumoylation. The transcript has 5 exons. Gene Ontology annotation, molecular function: SUMO ligase activity; SUMO binding.